Micropterus dolomieu (smallmouth bass) is the source of this 399-nucleotide messenger RNA. Its product is annotated as histone H3-like. The record is from RefSeq and is a predicted model, not a curated record. The transcript has a single exon. Gene Ontology annotation, molecular function: DNA binding; protein heterodimerization activity; structural constituent of chromatin. The annotation marks the transcript as partial. Gene Ontology annotation, cellular component: nucleosome. NCBI's taxonomy places the organism in Eukaryota, Metazoa, Chordata, Actinopteri, Centrarchiformes, Centrarchidae.
UCUGUGAACACGGACAAGUUAGAGAGACUAAAAUGGCCAGAACCAAGCAGACCGCGCGUAAAUCCACCGGAGGAAAAGCUCCCAGGAAGCAGCUGGCCACCAAGGCUGCCCGUAAGAGCGCCCCGGCCACCGGCGGAGUGAAGAAGCCCCACCGCUACAGGCCCGGUACCGUGGCUCUCCGAGAGAUCCGCCGCUACCAGAAGUCCACCGAGCUGCUGAUCCGCAAGCUGCCCUUCCAGCGCCUGGUGAGGGAGAUCGCUCAGGACUUCAAGACCGACCUGCGCUUCCAGAGCUCCGCCGUCAUGGCUCUGCAGGAGGCCAGCGAGGCUUACCUGGUCGGCCUCUUCGAGGACACCAACCUGUGCGCCAUCCACGCCAAGAGGGUCACCAUCAUGCCCA